This is a messenger RNA of Daphnia carinata, 1682 nucleotides long. RefSeq names its product CCAAT/enhancer-binding protein-like. Gene Ontology annotation, biological process: DNA-templated transcription; regulation of transcription by RNA polymerase II. Lineage: Eukaryota; Metazoa; Arthropoda; Branchiopoda; Diplostraca; Daphniidae. The transcript has 2 exons. Bases 269 to 1402 code for a protein of 377 amino acids. The record is from RefSeq and is a predicted model, not a curated record. Gene Ontology annotation, molecular function: RNA polymerase II cis-regulatory region sequence-specific DNA binding; DNA-binding transcription factor activity, RNA polymerase II-specific.
GACUAAGCCAGUGUGCUAGAAGCUCUUUUCUUUGUUGGACCCUUUCCCUGCUCUCCCGUCUUGGUCACUUGAACUUUCUCCAACUGAUUAGUUGAUGUUUUCCAGACAACACGAGAGGGAAAGGAAAAAGUGCAGAGUCAUAGUGCCGCGCCACCUAAUUAGUGUUUGUGUGUGAUCCGAGAAUUAAAAGAUAUAUAAUUUUUGACAAACAAGAGUAGUUCGAUAUCUUUCCCGUGUUGUGGGGGGUAAACAAUUCGAAGACUUUUGGAUGAUUACUAGUGGCAGUUCACCGCCAUGUUCUUUGGUGGCCAUGGAUUCGCCGCUAUUCUAUGAGCUUCAGGACCAUUGUCACGACGUGAACUCAGUGACGAAAAACCAAAACCAACAGCAGCGUCGUAGUGUGCCGAACGGGCUUCACUUAAAUUUGAACACGUCGAGUAAUUCCAUCGCCGAUUUGACAUCGGCGCGAGGACUGGCUCCCAUCCGCGUGCCCCCAUCCGGCGCCGUUUUCGGAAACGCGCCCGGCUCUCUUCCACAGCAGCAGCAACAACUUGCCGAGGCCUCCUAUCCGGAACUGGCCGAUAUCAACACUCCCGAAAUCUCGCUGGAUCUCCAGGGUCUGAUUGACUGCGAAGGAUUGCUGUCGGACUUGUCCCGUCAGUCAGGUUCUUCCGGCAACCCUUACUUGGCCAACUACAUGCGCCAGACUCAACAACAACAGCAACAACAACAGUACAUGCCCCACCAGCAGCAGCAGCAACAACAACAACAUCAACAGCAGCAGCAGCAACAUCAGCAACAACACCAAACUCAUCCAGCCAGCCAUCACCAUCCGUACGGCGGUUUGGUGAAAGAAGAGCCGCUGGAUUCGGGCACGUACAGUCCUCCACCGCAGCAGCACUACUCCGGCGGAGGCUACACGGCGUACGACAGUUCUUACGGCGGCCAAUAUCCGUCGACUAGCGCCGGUGGCGGACACAACAAUAACAAACUGUUGGGUUCCAGUAACAUCAACAGCCCUGGAUCUGUCAAAAGUGUCUCGUCGUCGGUGAGCGAGUCGUCUUCUUCGAAGCGUAGCGGUGGUGGCGGUGGAGCUAGCGGAUCGGGCGGAAGUAAACGAGCUGAUAAGGGGACGGACGAGUACCGCCGCCGUCGGGAGCGCAACAACAUCGCCGUACGCAAAUCACGUGAAAAGGCGAAACUUCGAUCCAGAGAAACGGAAGAAAAAGUCAAACUCUUGGUGCGAGAUAACGAACGUCUCCAGAAACGCGUCGAGCAAUUGACGGAAGAGCUCAAUAUCCUCCACACUCUGUUCACCAAUGUGGGUGGAGUGCCCGAAAGCGUCCAGCGUGAAGUGGCUAAACACCUGGAGAACAUUCAGCACCAACAACGCUAUCAAUAAUUCAAACAACGAUGAUUGUAAGAAGGAAAAAAGUCUUGCCACGACCACCAUUACCAGUGAUGUGAUGCGGAUCAGCGAUGACGUCUUAUUCCACCAGUGUUGUCGUUGUGGAUGUGGCCCGUUGUCGUCCGCCAUACAAAUUCGAAAUGAUUUCACCUAUCCCUUUCAUGAUGAACCGGUACAGCUUCAAACGCAGCCCAUUUGCUCCCAAUUGCUGCCCCUAGUCGAGUGCUGGCAAAAAAAGACUUGAUCGAUGGUCCGGUACUCGAUUUAAAGAAAA